Messenger RNA from Echinops telfairi (small Madagascar hedgehog), 2780 nucleotides. It is a transcript of the gene PIWIL4, whose product is annotated as piwi like RNA-mediated gene silencing 4. The record is from RefSeq and is a predicted model, not a curated record. The transcript has 20 exons. The coding region runs from base 1 to 2559 and encodes 852 amino acids. NCBI's taxonomy places the organism in Eukaryota, Metazoa, Chordata, Mammalia, Afrosoricida, Tenrecidae. Gene Ontology annotation, biological process: regulatory ncRNA-mediated gene silencing. Gene Ontology annotation, cellular component: P granule. Gene Ontology annotation, molecular function: protein binding; piRNA binding.
AUGAGCGGACGGGCCCGCGUGAGAGCGCGCGGCAUCCGCGUCCACAGCCAGCACGCCCUGGAAGUCGGGCGCCCCCAGGCCUCCACAGAGUCUACAUCGGCUGAUCUUUCUCACAGCGACGCACCCUCUAGCAGUGGCUCCGUGGGAACAAGUAGGACUUCACAGAAAAGUAAGAGCGACUCUGCUGGUGAUGCUGGCCCUACCCUCCUGGGAAGAGAUGGGAGACUCAGGCGGGACCUCGUGGAUGCCAGUGUUUGUACCAGAGAGAAACUAGCACAUGUGAGAGACUGCAAAACAGGGUCUAGUGGAAUACCUGUGACACUGGUCACAAAUCUCUUUACUAUCGAUUUGCCCCAGGACUGGCAGCUAUACCAGUAUAAUGUGACAUACACUCCAAAUUUGGAAUCUAGAAAACUGAGAACUGCUUUGCUUUACGGUCAUCGUGAACUUUCUAGCAAAGCAAAAGUAUUCGAUGGUGCCAUCCUUUUUCUGUCACAAAAGCUAGAAGAAGAGGUGACUGAAUUGUUCAGUGAGACUCACAGAGGCGAGGCUGUGAAGAUGACUCUCAUGCUGACGGGGGCACUGCCGUCAAGUUCCCCUGUGUGCAUCCAGGUUUUCAGCAUCAUCUUCAAAAAGAUCUUGAAAAAGCUAUCCAUGUACCAAAUUGGACGGAACUACUUUGAUCCUAAAAAGCCGGUGGAGAUUCCCCAGCACAAAUUGUCCCUUUGGCCUGGGCUGGCCAUCUCUGUGUCCCACUGCGAAAGCAGACUGCUGUUCAGUGCCAAUGUGUGCUACAAAGUGCUCCGGAAUGAGACUGUUCUAGAAUUCAUGACUUCCCUCUAUCACAGCACCGGGGCGUCUGCCUUUACCCAGGCGUGUGAGAAAGCGCUGUUGGGACUCAUUGUCCUUACAAGAUACAAUAACAAAACCUACCGCAUUGAUGACAUUGACUGGUCUGUGAAGCCCACACACACCUUUCAGAAGCGGGACAGCAGUGAGAUCACUUACGUGGAUUACUACCAGCAGCAAUAUGAUAUUACUUUAUCUGACCUAAAUCAGCCUGUGCUUGUUAGUCUGUUGAAAAGCAAGAGGAAUGACAAUACUGAAGCUCGGAUUGUCCACCUGAUACCGGAACUCUGCUUUCUAACAGGGCUGACAAAGCAGGCAGUCUCGGACUUCCAGCUGAUGAAGGCUGUGUCUGAGGUGACUUGUCUCAGCCCUUUGGGCAGGCAGCAGCGGCUGGCCAGGCUUGCCGACGAUAUUCAAAGAAACAGGGAUGCACGCUUCGAGCUGGAGACCUGGGGACUGCACUUCGGACACCAGAUGUCGCUCACGGGCCGCGUGGCGCCUUCAGAGAAAGUGCUGAUGCAAGACCACGUGUGUCAACCAGGGUCUGCUGCUGAUUGGUCCAAGGAUAUUCGAGCUUGCAAGGUUUUGAGCGCACCGUCUUUGAACCAAUGGCUGCUUAUCUACAGCGGCAGAGAGGAAAAUAUCAACGAGAGCUUUCUGAGCUGCUUGAGAAGAGCUGGAAGUUCCAUGGGAUUUAAUGUGAACUACCCCAAAAUCGUAAAAGUACAAGAAAACCCAGCUGCAUUUCUAAGAGCUAUCCAGCAAUAUGUGCAUCCGGAUGUUCAGCUGGUGAUGUGCAUUCUGUCGUCUAACCAGAAGAGCUACUACGAUGUCAUUAAGAAGUACUUGAGCUCGGACUGCCCAAUGCCGAGCCAGUGCGUGCUCACCCGGACGCUGAAUAAGCAGGGGAUCAUGAUGAGUCUGGCCACCAAGAUUGCCAUGCAAGUCACCUGCAAACUGGGAGGCGAGCUGUGGGCCGUGGAGAUACCUUUAAAGUCCCUGAUGGUGGUCGGCAUUGAUGUCUGUAAGGAUGCUCAGAACAAAGGGAUAGUGGUGGUUGGAUGCGUGGCCAGCAUUAACCCCAGAAUUACCAGAUGGUAUUCCCGCUGUAUCCUUCAGAGAACCACGACUGAUGUUGCAGACUGCUUAAAAGUUUUCAUGACCGGCGCGCUCAACAAGUGGUACAAGCACAACCAUGAGGUGCCGGCACGGAUCAUUGUGUACCGCGACGGGGUCGGGGAUGGACAGCUGCGAACACUGAUUGACUACGAAGUACCCCAGCUGCUGAGCAGUGUGGCCGAAUCCAGCUCCAGUGCCAGCUCUAGACUCUCGGUGAUUGUGGUGAGGAAGAAGUGCAUACCACGGUUCUUUACAGAGAGGAACCACACUUUGCAGAACCCACCACUAGGCACUGUCGUGGAUUCAGAAGCAACCCGUCCUGCUUGGUAUGACUUCUACUUGAUCAGCCAGGUGGCCCAUCAGGGAACUGUCAAUCCCACCUACUAUAAUGUCAUUUAUGAUGACAACGGCUUGAAGCCAGACCAUAUGCAGAGACUUACAUUCAAACUGUGCCACCUGUACUAUAACUGGCCGGGCGUAAUCCGGAUCCCAGCCCCUUGCCAGUAUGCUCACAAGCUGACCUUUCUGGUGGCGCAAAGCAUUCACAAAGAACCAAGCUUGGAACUGGCCCAUUCCCUCUUCUACCUGUGAGGGGAGGGACCAUUGGUUUCCUGGGAAGAAGACUCCGAGGACCAGUGGGCGUGGUUUGUGCAAAUUUGCCAGAAGCUCGAGGCUGUGCCUGGGCAGGGUUUGAGUUUUGUUCUGAUUUCUGAGAGCACCACUACCCACACAGCUCCACACAAAGCAGAUCCGAAAAGAGGAUAGUACUUUGUUUUGAAGACUUGGGUAUGUGAUGUACGUUCUCAGUGUGG